Messenger RNA from Durio zibethinus, 4584 nucleotides. RefSeq lists its product as uncharacterized. Gene Ontology annotation, biological process: positive regulation of transcription by RNA polymerase II. The record is from RefSeq and is a predicted model, not a curated record. Gene Ontology annotation, molecular function: RNA polymerase II transcription regulatory region sequence-specific DNA binding; chromatin binding; histone binding. NCBI's taxonomy places the organism in Eukaryota, Viridiplantae, Streptophyta, Magnoliopsida, Malvales, Malvaceae. Gene Ontology annotation, cellular component: nucleus.
AUAAAUCUCCAACUUUCUGGUGUUGACGGAUCUUGUCACUGCCCCGUCCCCUUAAAAAUCCUCCACUUCUAAUUCUCACUCUACCCCUCUCUCUCUCUCUAUGGAGCUGGUCGGUUUCAUCUCCCAACGAUAACCCAAAAAAAAGGCCCCACAAAUUUCAGAUUCCUCUUUAAAUCCAAAAAGAUUAAAUCGAAAACCCUAAAUCUCCUCGAAUCCGAUCUCAAAAGCCUCCAUUUUAAUUUCCCCCAUAUUUUUUUACUCUCCUUACUCAAAAUCAAAUCUGUCAUGGCCUUUAUCUGAUCAUAAUCGAAUUUUAGUGGAUUUUGAGAGUGAAGUGAGUGAGACAUGAAGCGAGCGUUGGAAUUCGGGUUGGAGAGUUCACUCGGUCCAACUCGGGAGUCGGUGACUCAGUCUCAAACUCAGGCGAGUUCUAGUACUAGCUUUAAAAGAGUUAAAGGUACUCAAGUGAAUGGUUACAUUGUUUACACUCGAGUUAAAAAGUCAAGAAUUAAUUGCCGUGAUGAGCUUUCCGAAAAUUUAGAAAACAAAAAGCCCGAGCAAUUUAAUACACCGAUAAAUGCUGUUAAAGAGUCUUUAAUUGACGAGGAUCAGAAGAAUAAAACUUUGAUUGAAGCAAGUGAUGUGAACAAUAAUGUGAUUGAAGGUGUAAUUCGAGGUAGACUGGGAAAUGAAAAUGUAUCACGGGAUAAUAUCAUAGUAGAAAAUGUGGUUGAUGAGAGCUUAGUUGUUCGAGAUAUUGUUGAAGGGGGUCUACUUGUAGAGGCUUCGAUUGAUGAGAGCCAUAUUAUUGGAGAAAAUGCCAUUGUAGGGAACUUAGUAGUUGAGGAAAUCAGAAUAGAUGGUGGGCCUGUUGUUCAAUCUAGGUUUCAUGAAGUGUCGAGUUAUAAUUUGGCAAUGGUCAUGUCAAAAGAGGAGUCAAUGAAUGAGCUGGAGAUGUGUCUGGUUCAGAAAGGAGGUUUUAGAGGAUCUUCGAUGCAGAUUGUUGACAGUAGUGAUGCUAAUAAUGAUGAUUUACUCUUGAAGGCCCUGAGGCAGUCUAAACAAUCGAUCUUGAGACCAAAGGUUGAAGCAGUAGAAAGUUUGGAGAGCAAACAGCAGACUGUUGAAAAAGUGUUAGCAUCAAAUUUUAAUGGAGAGGAAGCAGCUGAAGGAAGUGGAUUGACGACUCCAAGGAAGAAUUUAGAGUUGAAAAUGUCAAAAAAGAUAGCCCUUAAUAAGUGCCCAAUGACAGUUAAAGAGCUCUUUGACACUGGUUUACUCGAUGGGGUGCCAGUGGUUUACAUGGGUACAAUAAGUAGUAAGACAGCUGGUCUUCGGGGCAUCAUUGCAGAUGGAGGAAUUUUGUGUUCGUGUUCCUUGUGCAAGGGGCGCAGAGUUGUUCCACCUUCCCAAUUCGAGAUUCAUGCUUGUAAACAAUACAAACGUGCAGCACAAUAUAUCUGCUUUGAAAAUGGAAAGAGCCUCCUUGAGGUGUUGAGGGCAUGCAGGAGAAGACCUCUGCAUACCUUAGAAGCAACAAUUCAAAAUAUCCUUAGUGCUUUACCUGAGCAAAAAUUUUUUACUUGCAGAAGAUGCAAAGGUUCAUUUCCAGUAAUACAUGUUGGCCAAAUAGGGCCGCUUUGUAAUUCAUGUGUGGAGUCAAAGAAAUCUCAGUGCAGCACUAUGAGUGCACCCAGUGCUGGAGCUAGAUCACAUUCCCUUGGAACUGCUUCAAUGGGUAUCUUUCCACAGUCCACAAGUCAAUGGAAGAUAACGAGGAAAUCACAAGAACCAGUUUUGAUGUCGCAGUCCUUUGGAAGUGCAUCAUUGGGUAUCUCUCCACAAAAUAAAAGUCAAUGGAAGAAAGCAAGCAAGUCAACAGAGCUUGAUUUGACAUCAAAUUCACCACCAUAUUCUUCAUUAUCUAUUUCUUCACAAAAUAGAACUCCAUGGAAGACCAGAAAGUUAACAAAACCAGGGUUAUUUGCGAAGUCCUUGAAGAGUGCUUCAGUGCAUAUUUCCUCACAAGAUAAGGGCGAAUGGAGAAUAAAAAAGAAGCCUUUGAAACCUGUUUUGUUGUCAAAGACCUUCAAAGAUUCCUCAUCGCCAAUGUAUUCACCCAUUGGAAGUCAAUGGAAGAUGACAACAAAAGAUCAGCGAUUGCAUAAGUUGGUAUUUGAAGAAGAUGGACUGCCUGAUGGAACUGAAGUUGCAUAUUAUGCCCGUGGACAGAGAUUGCUUGAGGGUUACAAAAAGGGCUUUGGGAUAAUUUGUCGUUGUUGCAAUUGUGAGGUUAGCCCCUCACAGUUUGAAUCUCAUGCUGGUUGGGCUUCUCGUCGAAAACCCUAUGCAUACAUUUACACAUCUAAUGGGGUGUCUUUGCAUGAAUUGGCAAUAUCUCUCUCAAAAGGUCGUCGUUAUUCUGCCAAGGAUAAUGAUGAUGUAUGCAUCAUUUGUGCAGAUGGUGGAGAUCUUUUGCUUUGUGAUGGAUGCCCAAGGGCCUUCCAUAAAGAAUGUGCAUCUCUACCAACAAUUCCCCGUGGUCGCUGGUACUGCAAAUAUUGUCAGAACAUGUUUAUGAAAGAAAAGUGUAUGGAGCGUAAUGCUAAUGCUGUAGCUGCUGGAAGGAUUUUAGGAGUUGAUGCUAUAGAACAAAUAACCAGCAGAUGCAUACGUAUUGUGAAAAACAUUGAGGCAGAACUUAGUGGAUGCGCAUUAUGCAGGGCAUGUGAUUUUAGCAAAUCAGGAUUUGGUCCUCGGACAAUUAUACUGUGUGAUCAGUGUGAGAAAGAAUUUCAUAUUGGCUGUUUGAGGACUCAUAAAAUGGCUGAUCUAAGGGAAAUACCAAGAGGGAAGUGGUUUUGCUGCUCAGAUUGCAGUAGGAUCCAUUCUACACUGCAGAAGUUGCUCAUUCACGGAGCUGAAAAGCUUCCGGACUCCCUUUUGGAUAUAAUAAAGAAGAAGUAUGUGGAAAAGGGUUUGGAUGCUGAUAUCAAUAUUGAUGUGAGAUGGAGGCUUCUUAGUGGCAAAUUUGCAUCUCCUGAAACUAGAUUGUUGCUUUCUCAAGCAGUUGGAAUUUUCCAUGAAUGUUUCGACCCUAUAGUUGAUGCAACAACUGGGCGGGACCUUAUCCCAUGCAUGGUUUAUGGAAGGAAUUUAAAGGGCCAAGAAUAUGGGGGAAUGUACUGUGCUGUAUUGACAAUCAACUCGUUCGUUGUAUCAGCUGGAAUAAUUAGAGUUUUUGGGCAAGAAAUUGCAGAACUUCCUUUAGUUGCUACAAGCAUUGCUAACCAUGGGAAGGGCUACUUCCAGUUGCUGUUCUCUUGUAUUGAGAAGCUGCUGGCAUUCUUGAGUGUCAAAAACAUUGUGCUUCCGGCAGCUGAAGAAGCAGAAUCAAUCUGGACCGAUAAAUUCGGUUUCAAGAAGUUGACACCAGACCAGCUUAGUGAAUAUAAAAAAUCCUGCUGCCAGAUGGUGAUUUUCAAAGGAACUUUGAUGCUACAGAAAGAAGUUCUUCCCUGUCGAGAUGUUAAUGGUACAGAGCCUACAGAGUUAUGUAACGGAAUGGAAUAAGGGGGAUCUAUUUUUGGAGCGGAAGGAAGUGUAUGUGUGUGUGUGUAUUUUUUUUUUAAUUUAAUUUGUGCAUGUACGUAGAUAUUGAGGUAAAUAAAUGUUUUAUUCUCUGUCACUUUAAGGUCAAGAUAAAAAAGUGAGCUCAAUUUGUGAACUGGAAUGAGCUCCAAUGUGAAGCUGUUAAAAUUUCUAAUCCGACUAUUACCAAACAUUCAGGCACAGGACUUGAAUUUAGCAGAAUAGUGAGUAGGUAUUUGAAAUUACUAGGGUUUAUAUUUCAGUGCUUGGAUUUUUCUGUAAGUGGAUUAGGACUACGGUGGGAUUGCAGUUCGAAGUUUUUUUAUCAAUAACUCGUACCAACAACAGUCUUUUUCCCACAAGGAUUGAGGAAGAACACUGGACAAUGUUCAAAUUUCUUAGCGUGUGAGUGCGUGUGUGUGUAUUUUUUUUUUUUUUUAAUUGCUGAAUAAAUGUCUGAAUGAAAACCAGAAAGCGAGAUACCGACUUAAAUCAGAAAUGGGUAGCCCAUACCAGUGUAUUUGAUUUUAGAAUUACCUAAAAGCAGAGUCAGUGUAGGUUGGCUUGCGGCUUCCACCUUUGUGAUUUAAGAAAUAAUGAUUUCUACAAAUUCCUUGACCAGGAAUUGUCACGCCUCAUCUGCGGUCACAUGAAUCUGAAGCAAAACCAAACACUUGUGUUCUUAGCAUAAAAGAGGCAAGUGAGUUUGUCUCCAACGCUAGGUUAUUAUAUGUGUAGAAAAAGAAUCUCUCUCUGGUUCAUACCUGUAGAGUACUCGGAAAACUCCUGCGUUUAAUCAUAAAGCUCUGGACUCGAGAGACCAUUAGCAGAAAGUCAUGUACAAGUUGCUUAAUAUAGGCGUUUGGCUGAUUGUGCUAAAAUGCUAAAUAUAUGGCCUCAAAUCGAAAAAAUCUUUGUAGUCAUGAUUAUCUUCGGCAUUUCCAUCAUCAUCUCUUGAAUAUAAAUGUGAAGAAGUAUAUGUUACUCAACAUU